CAAGCAGCACCAUAGAGAGGGCUCGCUAUAUAGGCAAAGGGCCGGAGGGCUAGAGCGUCGGAGGAGCCAGCCAGAGUCCGCCAGGAAGCCGAGAGCCAGCCGCGCGGUGCGUCUCCUCCUCGUUUCCCCGGACAAAGCCUUAGCGGCCGCCGCCGAUCAUACGCCGCAAACCGCCGCCCCUCCUGCUUCUGCUCCGCUCCCCCUCCAGGCAGCGCUCCGCUCACCUCAGAACCCCGCCGCCGCCGAACGCAGAGUCAUGUCGGCCAGCAGCCUCUUGGAGCAGAGACCGAAGGGCCAAGGCACCAAAGUGCAAAAUGGAUCAGUACAUCAGAAAGAUGGAUUAAAUGAUGAUGAUAUUGAACCUUACUUGAGUCCUCAGGCCAGACCGAACAACGCAUAUACUGCAAUGUCAGAUUCCUACCUGCCGAAUUACUACAGCCCAUCCAUUGGAUUCUCCUACUCCUUAGGCGAAGCAGCUUGGUCUACUGGGGGUGAUCCACCUAUGCCCUACUUAACAUCUUAUGGACAACUAAGCAAUGGAGAGCCUCACUUUCUCCCAGAUGCCAUGUUUGGACAGCCAGGGGCUCUUGGCAGCACACCAUUUCUUGGACAGCAUGGCUUUAACUUUUUUCCAAGUGGGAUUGACUUCUCAGCUUGGGGCAAUAACAGUUCUCAGGGGCAAUCAACCCAAAGUUCUGGAUAUAGCAGUAACUAUGCUUAUGCACCAAGCUCACUGGGUGGAGCCAUGAUUGAGGGACAGUCUGCUUUUGCCAGUGAGACCCUGAAUAAGGCACCUGGCAUGAAUACCAUAGACCAAGGGAUGGCAGCCUUGAAGCUAGGCAGCACUGAUGUAGCAAGCAAUGUUCCAAAAGUUGUUGGCUCUGCUGUUGGCAGUGGAUCCAUUGCCAGUAACAUUGUAGCUUCUAACAGUCUGCCCCCAACUACCAUCGCUCCUCCAAAACCAGCAUCCUGGGCUGAUAUUGCUAGUAAACCUGCAAAACAACAGCCCAAGCUGAAGACUAAAAAUGGCAUUUCAGGAUCAAGUCUUCCACCACCCCCCAUAAAACAUAACUUGGAUAUUGGAACUUGGGAUAACAAAGGGCCAGUGGCAAAAACCCCUUCCCAGGCUUUAGUUCAGAAUAUUGGUCAGCCCCCAACCCAGAUAUCUCCCCAACCAAUGGGUCAGCAGAUGAGUAACAGCCCACCAACUGUGCAGCCUUCAGGGGGACAGCCGCCACAACCCUUGCCGCCACCACCACCACCCCAGCCAACUCAGUUAGCAGUGCAGCAACAGGCAGCUCAGCCAGCUCGUUGGGUUGCACCUCGUAACCGUGGCAAUGGGUUUGGCCAGAAUGGAGUAGAUGGUACUACAGUUGGACAGUCUCAAGCCACUUCUGGUUCUGCCCCUCUGGAGCCGCAUCCAGUUUUGGAGAAGUUGAGAUCCAUCAACAAUUACAAUCCUAAGGAUUUUGACUGGAACCCAAAACAUGGCCGGGUUUUCAUCAUAAAGAGUUACUCUGAGGAUGAUAUCCAUCGUUCUAUUAAAUACAAUAUCUGGUGCAGUACAGAGCAUGGUAAUAAGAGACUGGAUGCUGCUUACCGAUCAAUGAACGGUAAAGGUCCUGUUUACUUACUGUUCAGUGUCAAUGGCAGUGGUCAUUUCUGCGGAGUUGCAGAAAUGAAGUCUGCUGUGGACUACAACACAUGUGCAGGUGUGUGGUCCCAGGACAAGUGGAAGGGACGCUUUGAUGUGAGGUGGAUUUUUGUCAAGGACGUUCCCAACAGUCAGCUGCGACACAUUCGCCUAGAAAACAAUGAGAAUAAACCAGUGACCAACUCCAGGGACACUCAAGAGGUGCCUCUGGAAAAGGCGAAGCAGGUGCUGAAAAUCAUUGCUACCUACAAGCACACCACUUCUAUCUUUGAUGACUUCUCACACUAUGAGAAACGCCAAGAGGAGGAAGAAAAUGUGAAAAAGGAGCGCCAAGGCCGUGUCAAGUAAAUAACUGGAUCCUUCCUCAGAAACUGCAGCAGAAGUGUUGCAUCUUGGGUAUCUUUCAGAAAGGAAGAAAAACUAUACCAGAAAGAAUUAGGACUUAUUUCAUUGACUUCAUACAAACUCUUACAAACUUAACUGUUUAAAAAUGUAUUGGAAUUUCACAAGAGACAUAGGACUUUAAACAAAAACAUCCCUUCUAGGUAGAGUAGAGGUGAAAACUGUCCCCUUCUUUUGGCUUUGGUUGUGAUUUCAGAGCAUAAAUUUUGUUUUGGUUUUUCUCCCCACUUUUUUCUAUGUUAUUGGAUUUUAAAGUCCACCCGUUUCUCUAAUUUUUAAACCCUGCUGCUUCCCUGAUUUCCUGGCCUUCUGAAUCCCUCUUCCCACUGUUUUUUUUUUAAAUUGUUGUUGCACUUGGAACACCGAGUUGUGACUUUCUUUUGGACAUCUUCCAUGGAAAGUGGAAUGGAUAACUUUUUCCAUGGACUGGAAGAGGAAUUUUAUGAAGAAUUUGAGGGGUUUUUACGCCUAGAAGAUCUGAAUGGAAUUUGUCUACACGGUCGUGUCUGAGGGAUAGUUCGUUUUCUCUCAAAAGUCAAAUACAAAAGUCCUAAGAAAUGUUCUGUUCUUGUGCAUCAUAUGGAUUACAGAUUAAGUCUGGCUUGAUUUGAUUUGAAGGCUGAGAACAGUGGUAAAACAUGUUUGUUUACAGGAAAAUUAAUUUUGGAAAAAAAAUAUUGUAAUGUGUAGUGAAUGUUUCUUCAGUUUUCUUGUUAAGCCAAUGAGGAAUGGGCGCUGCCUUUCUUUCACCAUUAAUCACUUCUCAAUAAUAAACGUGAGAUCCUAUUGAGCAUCA
Sceloporus undulatus (fence lizard) is the source of this 2852-nucleotide messenger RNA. RefSeq names its product YTH N6-methyladenosine RNA binding protein 2 (gene YTHDF2). Bases 257 to 2002 code for a protein of 581 amino acids. The record is from RefSeq and is a predicted model, not a curated record. Gene Ontology annotation, cellular component: cytoplasm. The transcript has 5 exons. Gene Ontology annotation, biological process: mRNA destabilization. Gene Ontology annotation, molecular function: N6-methyladenosine-containing RNA reader activity; mRNA binding. Lineage: Eukaryota; Metazoa; Chordata; Lepidosauria; Squamata; Phrynosomatidae.